AUGGCACCGAAAACCAGUGGAAAGGCUGCCAAGAAGUCCGGAAAGGCGCAAAAAGUCAUCGUCAAGGGAGAGAAGAAGAAGAGGAGACAGCGCAGGAAAGAAAGCUAUGCCAUCUACAUCUACAAGGUGUUGAAGCAAGUCCACUCGGACACCGGGGUCUCGUCGAAGGCCAUGAGCAUCAUGAACAGCUUCGUCAAUGACAUCUUCGAACGUAUUGCUGCUGAGUCGUCCCGUCUGGCUCAAUACAACAAACGCUCGACGAUCACCUCCCGCGAAAUCCAAACUGCUGUCCGUCUGCUGCUGCUGGACUUUGCUCGGGCUGCCGUACACCGAAAUAACAGCAAGAAGAAGAUCGAGAAGGACGGUGAGAAGGGCGUUCCGUCGGUGAAGCUGUUGAUUCGUGAUAAGAACGACAAAGACAAGGUAAAUUUAGAAAAGCUGCUGGAGGCGAUUUGA
Messenger RNA from Ochlerotatus camptorhynchus, 456 nucleotides. RefSeq names its product histone H2B-like. The transcript has 2 exons. Gene Ontology annotation, molecular function: structural constituent of chromatin; protein heterodimerization activity; DNA binding. The coding region runs from base 1 to 456 and encodes 151 amino acids. Lineage: Eukaryota; Metazoa; Arthropoda; Insecta; Diptera; Culicidae. The record is from RefSeq and is a predicted model, not a curated record. Gene Ontology annotation, cellular component: nucleosome.